AUGGCUGAAACCGCCCACGAGGCGUCAAGCACUCCAGACCUGCAUGAUCUGAAGAGUUCUCACGAAGGAGACUCAGAAAACUGCGUCGAUUCCAAACCGAACGAUUUCUAUCCAGAUGGAGGCGUCAGGGCGUGGGCUGUGGCUAUCGGCACCGCUGGUGUAAUGUUCUGCACUUUCGGACUGGCAAACGCUUUCGGGGUUCUCCAAGAGUACUAUGCGUCCCAUCAACUCUCUAGCGCGUCUCAGUCCGCUAUCUCCUGGAUCGGAUCACUACAGAUCUGUGCCCUGUUCUCAGGCGCCCUCGUGGGAGGUCCUCUAUUUGACCGAUAUGGAGCAAAGGUCAUUUGGCCCUCAGCAGUGCUCUAUGUUUUGUCCAUCAUGAUGACGAGCAUCGCGAAAGAAUAUUACCAGCUCAUGUUAGCUCAGGGAGUGUUGGGUGGAAUUUCGAUGGGCAUGACCAUGUCUCCAUCCAUGGCUGCAACCCCGCAGUAUUUCAACAAAAAUCGGGGAGCAGCCAUGGGUAUUGCAGUCGCUGGAUCUUCCGUUGGAGGUGUUGUUUUGCCAAUUGUCCUCGGAAAACUACUCAAUUCCACCACGAUCGGUUUUGGAUGGUCCAUACGCAUUCUUGGCUUCUUAAUCUUAGCUAUUCUGGCACCAUCUUGCGCGGCGAUCCGUGCUCGUCUUCCUCCUCGGAAAGGGAACUUCUUCCUCCUGUCUGCAUUCAAGAAGCCGCUAUACGUAACCAUCAUUACGUUUGCCUGUCUCAUGAUUCUCUCCAUAUUUACCCCAAUAUUCUAUCUUCCGGUCUACGCUGUCCAGCACGGAAUGGACGAGACGCUCGCUUCAUACCUCAUUGCGAUCCUGAACGCCGCUUCUUUCCUCGGCAGAGUCGUCCCUGGUGUCCUAGCUGACAAAUUGGGAAGCCUCAAUGCGGUUAUAGCAUCCGGGGUCUCCUCAGGGAUUCUCAUACUCUGCUGGCCCAAAAUUACGAGCAAUGCGGGUAUAAUAGUCUUCGCUGGCCUUUUUGGCUUUUGUUCUGGUGCUAUCAUAUCGGGUGUGGUUGUCUGCCUUUCGACAAGUACCGAUGAUCCAAAAACUAUCGGUACAUAUAUGGGCAUGGGCAUGGGCAUUUCAUCCAUUGCUGGACUGAUCGGUCCACCCAUAACUGGUGCCCUGGUCAAUAGGUACCACGGAUUUGUCGAAGUAUCUAUUUUUUCCGGGGUGAUGGUCCUUAUUGGAUCGGCCGUUGCUGUAUUUGCAAAGACUUUAACAGACAAGGGAAUAUUUGGGAAAGCCUAG
Histoplasma capsulatum G186AR is the source of this 1299-nucleotide messenger RNA. RefSeq names its product monocarboxylate permease-like protein. NCBI's taxonomy places the organism in Eukaryota, Fungi, Ascomycota, Eurotiomycetes, Onygenales, Ajellomycetaceae. Gene Ontology annotation, molecular function: transmembrane transporter activity. The record is from RefSeq and is a predicted model, not a curated record. Bases 1 to 1299 code for a protein of 432 amino acids. Gene Ontology annotation, cellular component: fungal-type vacuole membrane. The transcript has 3 exons. Gene Ontology annotation, biological process: transmembrane transport.